This is a messenger RNA of Rosa chinensis, 948 nucleotides long. RefSeq names its product CCR4-NOT transcription complex subunit 9. The transcript has 7 exons. Gene Ontology annotation, cellular component: P-body; CCR4-NOT core complex; CCR4-NOT complex. The record is from RefSeq and is a predicted model, not a curated record. Gene Ontology annotation, biological process: mRNA catabolic process; negative regulation of translation. Lineage: Eukaryota; Viridiplantae; Streptophyta; Magnoliopsida; Rosales; Rosaceae. The coding region runs from base 1 to 948 and encodes 315 amino acids.
AUGGAGAGAGAUCCGAGGAGAGGCAGCAAUAUCACUGCCUCAAUUGCUAACCUUCCAGAAUCAUUGUUGGGCGAUCAACCAUCACCACCACCAGGAGGAGGAGGCAGGGCGUUUCCAACCAUGCCUGGGUCGGAGUUUGCCCGAUCCAUUUACGCCGACCCGGCCAGAAGGGAGGUAGAGCAGUUGAUUGAGGAGCUUAACGAUCGUCGUACCCGAGAACAGGCUCUACAAGGUCUCUCUAAGCUGAAGGAGGUUCCUGACGUGGCUCUAUUACUGUGGCAUACCAGUGGUCUCAUGUUUAUGCUCCUAAGGGAAAUAACUGGUGUAUACCACCUGAUGUCAACCCCAAAUCUUACUCAGGAAGUAUCAAACCGAGUUUGCAAUACCAUAACUCUGUUUCAGUGUAUAGCUUCUCAUCUAGAGACAAGAAAGCCAUUUAUCAGAGCUAGCAUGCCAUUGUAUCUCUACCCUUUCAUUGGCACUGAGAACAAGGACAAGCCUCAUGAAUAUCUCAGACUAUCCAGCUUAGGUGCUCUUGGGGCCCUAGUGAAGGGUCACCCACCAAGUAGAGACGAAGUUGAUCCAGAAAUUAUACAUUUCCUCCUAGAAAGCCAGGUAUUUUGCCACUGCAUCCGCUGCAUGGAAGUUGGCGGUGUAUUGUCAAGAACUAGGUUUGAGAAUAUUUAUGUUCCUUUGAAUGUGCCCGCACAUGUUCUGCAGGUGGCUACAUUUGUAGUUGAAAGAAUUCUGACAACUGAUGAGGGACUCAACUACUGCUGCAAUUUCGGGGAUCGGUUUUAUGUAGUAACUCAUGUUCUUGGAAAGAUGACUGAUAAGCUUCUUGAAGAACCUUCUGCCCGCCUGCUUAAACUUAUCAUAAAGUGCUUUCUUAUACUGUCGAGAGGUCCAAGGUAUGCAAUGACUAAUGAGAUUAUUCUCAAUAGUUAA